Molecule: messenger RNA, 426 nt
Organism: Globicephala melas (long-finned pilot whale)
Lineage: Eukaryota; Metazoa; Chordata; Mammalia; Artiodactyla; Delphinidae
Source: RefSeq, a predicted model, not a curated record
AUGGCGGACGACGUGGACCAGCAACAAACUACCAACACUGUAGAAGAGCCUCUGGAUCUCUUCAGGCUCAGUCUGGAUGAACGAAUCUAUGUGAAAAUGAGAAACGACAGAGAGCUUCGAGGCAGGUUACAUGCUUAUGAUCAGCAUUUAAAUAUGAUAUUGGGAGAUGUGGAAGAAACUGUGACCACUAUAGAAAUUGAUGAAGAAACAUAUGAAGAGAUAUAUAAAUCAACCAAACGGAAUAUCCUGAUGCUCUUUGUCCGGGGAGACGGUGUUGUGCUAGUUGCCCCACCAUUGAGAGUUGGUUGAAACAAAGAAUUUAUCCUGUGUGGAAAAUAGGAGAUUUUGUAUGAUUGCCUCUUUAAAUGUAGAAGAUAUUCAAAAGAGAAACCGGCGUAUGUUUUGAUUUUAAGAAAUAACCAAGAA